AUGUCGGAUUCCAAGAGGAAGCAGCCCAGUUCUGGAGGCGGCAAUGCCCACCCGGCAAAGAGAAGCAAGGGCGGCAAAGGUGCAGGUGCAUGGCAAACGCCGCAACACAAGGCCAAGGUUGCCAGCCUCCAGGACAAGGGCGUGACCCUUGGCGUUGGAGACAAGGGCAUCUGGGUCACAUUUGCAAGAGGCAUGGACGGGAAAGCAAUUAGCGAGUUCAACACGCUCUGCGAUGAGUAUGGCAAAACGCUGUAUGGUAUAGUCCCUCCUGGCGACGAGGUCGAAUCAGACAACGAUGACGAGGACAUCGAGGCCUCCAUCAAGAAGGAGCUCGAGGGCAUCAAUGCCGAUAGCAAAAGCAAGUCUAAGCGCAAUUUCAAGGCUAUCAAGGCUGGAAUUGAGUGUGUCUUCUUCAUGAAGACGAGAGAUCCUGUUGAUCCUGUUGAGCUCUGCCGCCGGAUUUGUCAAGACGCCAGCGUUUGCAUCGAUCUGAAGGAGCGUAAGACCAAGUACAUCAACCGGCUGACACCAGUUACUUUUGUCGACAAAGCCUCAGAGAACGGCGUCGCGAGAGUGGCCAGGAAGGCUCUGGCAGCACACUUUGAGUUGACGAUGGAGGACGCUUCCGAGGUCACGGAUGGCGAGGUUAAGGGGAGUUCAGGGAAUACGAGGGCCGAAGGAGAGGAAGUUAAAGAAUCGGAGAUUACUGCGGCAGAAGAGCCAAAGGAUGGCGAAAAGCCAGCUUUCACGUACGCCAUCCGGCCUUCGAUACGCAGCAAUAGCUCACUCGACCGUGACGAGCUCAUCAAGCAAAUCGCCAAGACCGUCAAGCCGCGACACAAAGUCAACCUCACAAACCCCGAUAAGGUUGUGCUAGUUGAUAGCUUCUGCGGCAUGAGUGUCAUUGAGAGCAGCGACUGGGAUGGGCUAAAGAAGCUCAAUGUCAACGAGCUGUACAAAGCAUCCCCCGGGGCGAACCCAAAGGAUCCUGCUACGAAAGCGGAGAAGGCAGUGUAA
Molecule: messenger RNA, 1017 nt
Organism: Colletotrichum spaethianum
Lineage: Eukaryota; Fungi; Ascomycota; Sordariomycetes; Glomerellales; Glomerellaceae
Product: tRNA dimethylallyltransferase
Exons: 5
Coding region: 1-1017 (338 amino acids)
Biological process (GO): tRNA modification
Molecular function (GO): RNA binding
Source: RefSeq, a predicted model, not a curated record